CCCUUCACUUCCUGUAGAGAAUAGUGGGUCGGCCUGAGUUAUUAUAAUUCUGCCAAGUAAUAUUAUAAGUAUAUCCCGCCAAGUAAUUAAGCUAGUCCAUGGAUUUCUUGUAUCCUUAUCUCCUUCACCUUGUAAUUCUUGCUCUCUCUUUGUUUCUCAUCUUUCUCGUUUACUUCAAACAUAGUAAGUUCCCACCUGUUAAGCUUCCACCUGGUACAAAAGGAUGGCCCUUCAUAGGCGAAAGCCUUGCAUUUCUGAUGACCAGCCGCCGAGGGCACCCUGAAAAGUUCAUUAAUGAUAGGGUGACCAAAUACUCCGCCGAUGUUUUCCAGACCUCGUUACUCGGCGAAAACAUGGCCGUCUUCUGUGGUGCUGCAGGCAACAAGUUGCUGUUCACAAGUGAGAAUAAGUAUGUCAAAGCAUGGUGGCCAAAGUCAUUGUUAAAAGCUUUUCUCGUUCCUGACCCUGAUGAAUUCUCAUUCAAAGAAGUGUCAACAGGCUAUCGUAGAAUAUUGACUGAAUUCCUCAAGCCUGAAGCUCUACAACGAAGCAUUCCUGUUAUGGAUUCAAUGGCAAGAGAACACCUGAAGACAGAUUGGCAUCCUUUUAAGGAAGUAAAGGUUUUUCCGCUAAUAAGAAAGUACAGUUUUGCAUUGUCUUGUAGAUUGUUUAUAAGCAUUAAAGACCCAAAUCUUGUAAGCAAACUUUUAGGUCCUUUUGCUCUUGUAUCAUCUGGAAUGUUAUCAGUGCCAAUUAAUUUUCCUGGUACACCUUAUUACAAAGCCAUUAAGGCAAGCAAAGUGAUCAACCAUGAUUUUUUAGAGAUCAUGAACCGGAGAAAACUGGAGCUCGCAGAGAAGAAAAACAUAACAUCCCCUGAUUUAUUAACUCGCUUGCUUCUUCAUAAAGAAGAUGAUGGCAGGUCUAUGACUGAUGCUGGAGUAUAUAGUCGGAUUAUGGCAUUACUUUUUGCCAGCCAUGAUACCAUAAGUACUGCAAUAACAUUUAUGUUCAAGCAUCUUGCGGAGCAUCCCCAUGUCUCUAAUAGAGUUUUCAAAGAACAAAUGGAGAUCGCAAAGUCGAAAGAGCCUGGCGAAUUGUUGAACUGGGAAGACAUUCAGAAGAUGAAAUACACAUGGUGUGUGGCUUGCGAGACAAUGAGACUGUUACCACCAUCUCAAGGAGCAUUCAGGGAGGCCAUCACUGACUUCACAUAUGCAGGUUUUACGAUUCCAAAGGGCUGGAAGAUAUAUUGGACAGUACAUUCAACGCACAAGAAUCCAAAAUAUUUCCCAGAUCCAGAGAAGUUUGAUCCAUCAAGAUAUGAGGGGGAUGGACCUGCACCUUACACUUUUGUACCUUUUGGAGGAGGACCUGUUAUGUGCCCUGGAAGAGAGUAUGCAAGGUUGGAGAUUCUUAUUUUUAUGCACAACAUGGUGACCAAAUUCAAGUGGCACAAAGUUAUUGAAGGUGAAAAGAUCAUUUUUCAUUCAGCUCCUAUUCCAGUGAAGGGCUUACCAAUUCUCCUUGAACCUCUUUAAAUUAUUGAAAAGACCAUAGUAAAUGUAUGGAGGAGAAAUUGUUACGAAAUAGACUAAUUAAACUUCGAAUACAUCAUUUACCAAUUGUCAAGUGAAGAAUCUCUUCUUAAUGUGUGAAGUUGUUAAAAGAGUGUAACUACAUAAUGUUUAUGUUUAAUGUAUUUUAGGCU
This is a messenger RNA of Ricinus communis (castor bean), 1711 nucleotides long. Its product is annotated as beta-amyrin 6-beta-monooxygenase. NCBI's taxonomy places the organism in Eukaryota, Viridiplantae, Streptophyta, Magnoliopsida, Malpighiales, Euphorbiaceae. Gene Ontology annotation, biological process: sterol metabolic process. The coding region runs from base 99 to 1541 and encodes 480 amino acids. The transcript is spliced from 3 exons. Gene Ontology annotation, molecular function: monooxygenase activity; heme binding; oxidoreductase activity, acting on paired donors, with incorporation or reduction of molecular oxygen. The record is from RefSeq and is a predicted model, not a curated record.